Hordeum vulgare subsp. vulgare (domesticated barley) is the source of this 2687-nucleotide messenger RNA. RefSeq lists its product as uncharacterized. The record is from RefSeq and is a predicted model, not a curated record. The transcript has 14 exons. Lineage: Eukaryota; Viridiplantae; Streptophyta; Magnoliopsida; Poales; Poaceae. Gene Ontology annotation, biological process: protein phosphorylation; intra-Golgi vesicle-mediated transport; retrograde vesicle-mediated transport, Golgi to endoplasmic reticulum. Gene Ontology annotation, cellular component: COPI vesicle coat. Bases 177 to 2483 code for a protein of 768 amino acids. Gene Ontology annotation, molecular function: protein kinase activity; ATP binding; protein binding.
UAGCACGUCUGUCCACACACGUCCACAUACAGAUAUGGAUCGGAGAAGAUACGCCUCCUUCUCCUUCCUUCCUUCCUUCCUUCCUUCCACUUGCAUUUUGCUCCUCCUUCUUCCUUCCUUCCACUUAUGUAUUGUCGAGCUGCAAGUCGAUCCUCCCCUGCAGGUGAAGCAAUAGCAUGGCUGAUGGGCCAAGACGUGUGCCAUUCCAUUCACUGGAAAUUAUGACAGAUAAUUUCUCUCCACACCUCGUAAUUGGCCACGGUUCGUAUGGAAAAGUUUACCUGGGGAAGACGGAAGAUGGUCAAAAAAUUGCUGUAAAGAUUCUUCAUGACAUGUCAGGACACGACGAUGUGCAAUUUGAAAAGGAGUUUUACAAUCUUGUAAAUCUGAAACACCAGAACAUCGUGCGGUUAGUUGGUUAUUGCCAUGAAACCCGACGAGAAUACUUGUCGUGCAAUGGAGCAAUGGUUUUUGCUGAUGCUAUAAAGAAAGCGCUUUGCUUUGAAUUUAUGGAAAAUGGAAGCCUUAAAGACUGUCUUUUCGACGAAUUUAAUGGACAUGGUUGGCGCAUGCGCUACGCUAUGAUCAAGGGUAUUUGCAAUGGUUUGAAGUACCUUCACGAGGAGGUGGAGCCUCCUAUUUUUCAUUUGGAUCUAAAACCAGCCAACAUAUUGCUGGAUCAGAACAUGAUCCCGAAAAUUGCUGAUUUCGGAUUGUCCAGAUUCUUCAAGGAAGAAAAAUCUCAUAGCACUAAUAGUCCUAUAGGAACACGUGGGUACUUACCACCGGAGUUUAUACAUCAUAGAAUAAUCUCAAAUAAACUGGAUAUAUUCAGCCUGGGUGUUGUGGUUAUAAAGAUAAUUGCAGGACCUGAAGGCUACUCCAGAAGUGCUGAAACGACCUCCGAUCAAUUCACUAAGACUGUGCAUGAUAAUUGGAGGGAUAGGCUACAAUCAACGGCGUCAGGGGAUUUGUUGGAGUCGUAUUCUGAACAAGUAAAGAUAUGUAUCAAAAUUGCUUUGAGCUGUUUGGAGGCCGAUCGGCGGAAAAGGCCAACUAUAGGGGAUAUCGUUAAUAUACUAACUGAGACAGAGACACUAGACAAGAUGAGCACGUGCAUGGUCGACGACACUAACUUGAUAGAUGUCCAUCCCCUCCAGCUCCACUUCUCUUUUCGACCGAACAAGUGUAUCUCCUGCCUAUUUCACGUAACUAACAACAUGAAUGAUCAGCAUGUGUUAGUGAGGUGUGUCCCAAAACACGAGGAGGCAACACCUCGCUACUACGCCUGUCGGAGCCGCAUCACCGGUGUUGUGCCACCAAGGUCCACGCACACCUUCGUUGUAACGAUGGUAGAACAAGAGCAGCCGCCGGCCAUCACAGACGUGCUUGACAUGGUCGUAGAGACAAUCCUAGGGGAAGUAAAGCUGCCUUCGUUGGGUGAUUUGUAUGACACGCAUUUUGAGAAUGCUAGGAAAGAAAACAGCUGUGGUUUUCGUGAGGUGACACUAAAGGCCGUCUGUGCAACAACGAGCAAGACGACGACAUCUGAGGUCUUGAUAGGUGGUGAUGGACUACGGUCAAUGGAUGUGCACCCCACAGAGCCUUGGAUUUUGGCAGGCUAUUUUAGACGACUUGUGAUUUGGAACUACAAGACCCAGACAAAAAUGAUGGAGCAUUCCCUCAUAAGCGUUAUCUCCCCUAUUGCGUUUGUUAGCACCGUUAAGUUUAUCAUCAAGUCAACGGAGCAAUUGUUCGUGGUGGGUGAUGGCGACGGGUACGUCCACGUGCAUGACUCUAUGACAAUGAAGAUACUCAAGAAAUUCAAAGCUCAUGGCCGUAGGGUCAGAUCAUUCGCCGUUCAUCCGACCCGACCAUUUGUGCUGUCGGCAUCUUGGGACAAACUGAUCAAGCUCUGGGACUAUGAGAACGGGUGGAGUUGCAUCCGGACAUUCACUGGGCACUCUGGCCCGGUGACGCGAGUCAAGUUUAAUCCGCAUGACGCCAACACUUUUGCCACUGCUUCCAGUGACCGCACAGUGAAGAUCUGGAGUAUCUCUUCUCCCAUCCAUGUCACCAGCCUCAACUGCGAAGAUGAACAGGCAUGUGUUGAUUACUAUCACACCACGGCCACGGUUACAGGAUCAUACAGUCACGGGACGGCACGGAUCUGGGAUUUGCGAACACAGACAUGUAUCCGUGAAAUCAAGGGGCUCCAGUCACCCUGCCAAGUUGGUGUGAUCGAUUGCCACCCAGAGUCAGAUCGUCCAACAUUGUUGAUUACCGCGUCAGAGGACAAUGGUGUUUCUCUCGUCGACUCCACAACCUACAGGUCUGAGAGAACAAUUCAUUUUGGUCUCGGAGGUGUUUUAUGUUUUGCAUACAUCAAGGGCGUAAGAAGCGUCGCCAUUGGACAUGAGCACGGGAUUGCAAUCUUGGAAAUCGAUAGAUUUUUUCCGAAGGUCCUGCCUCCUGUAAGGUAACCGUGGAACAGAGGAAAAUAAAGCUUGAACGAUGGAGCACUGAUUGCACGAUUGAGUUAUGCCAAUGCAAAUUUGGUGCAGAGAUUGUUCUCAAUGGUGUUAUUCAGUUAUGUGAUUAGCGUUGCCUAUUUGUACUGUAGAAAUAUGUAAUAUGUGCAUUGGAGUAUAUACAUUCCUAUUGAUGAGACAUGGGUUCCCUCACAA